AUGGUCAAGGGUGAGAUGACCGAGUUCAAGGUCUACGGUCAGCCGAUGAUGAACCUCGGCAUCUACCAACACAGCGACCCGCUGGCCAUUCGCAAGCCCAGCAUCCAAAUCGAGUUCAGGAAACAGGAGGGCAUCGCGGCUUUGCGCAAGACCACGUUUUGCAACACAGCGUGUGUCGGCCGCACCGAACGAAAUAGUAAGCAUUAG
Soboliphyme baturini is the source of this 207-nucleotide messenger RNA. The record is from the annotation of a GenBank genome assembly. NCBI's taxonomy places the organism in Eukaryota, Metazoa, Nematoda, Enoplea, Dioctophymatida, Soboliphymatidae.